Messenger RNA from Oryzias latipes (Japanese medaka), 3207 nucleotides. NCBI's taxonomy places the organism in Eukaryota, Metazoa, Chordata, Actinopteri, Beloniformes, Adrianichthyidae. The record is from RefSeq and is a predicted model, not a curated record.
CCGCGACAGUCCACUCAGUACUGUAAUCAUAUGAUAAGGGAGCGGAUCCACAACGCGGAGCACCGACACACCGGACGAGCGAAGCAGGGCACGCGGGCCAGGGGGGACGGCGGUAUUCCUGCAUCUGCCGAAGAAGUCGGUUAACGUGUCAAAGAAGAGCUGAACUGCCCCCCGUGACGGAACUUUUACAAACUCUGGAGAGAGCAGAGCAGAGGGGCGGGAGGGGGGACCGUGUUUGGGAGGAAGAACGGGUCUCACUAACCGAAGGACAGUCCACUAAACCGGCGCGGAGGAGUUGAGUUCACCCGUAAGUCAGCGGCGGUCUGCGGGUCGCGGAGUCCCCCGGGGAUCCUUGCGCCGCCACUUUGGGAUUUUUUUUUCCUCUUUCUUCUCCUUCAGUUUUUUUUCUUCAAAGAAAACAGUUAUUUUGUUCUUAGCUAGGAAACUCGAACCCCAAAAAGCCAUGGUUGGAGAAACGGAGGUGAAGGAGAGACCCAAGUCCAACCCGGACUAUUUAAUGCAGCUGAUGAACGACAGGAAGGUGAUGAGCUCACUGCCCAACUUCAGCGGCAUCUUCACGCAUCUGGAGCGGCUGCUGGAUGAAGAAAUUGGCAGGGUGCGCAAAGACAUGUACAACGACACGCUGAACGGCGGCAUGUUCAACGGGCGCGACAUGGAGGAGCUUCCUGAAGCCAUCGGGCCUGUGGCUCAGCUGCAGGAGAAACUCUACGUCCCAGUCAAAGAGUACCCUGAUUUCAACUUCGUAGGGAGGAUCCUGGGCCCGCGUGGACUGACGGCCAAACAACUGGAGGCCGAGACCGGCUGCAAGAUCAUGGUGCGAGGAAAAGGCUCCAUGAGAGACAAGAAGAAGGAGGAGAUGAACCGGGGUAAGCCCAACUGGGAGCACCUCAACGAGGACCUCCACGUCCUGAUCACAGUGGAGGACACGCACAACCGUGCCAAGAUCAAGCUCCAGCGGGCCAUCAACGAGGUCAAGAAACUCCUCGUACCCGCUGCCGAGGGGGAGGACAACCUGAAGAAAAUGCAGCUGAUGGAGCUGGCCAUUCUCAACGGGACCUAUAGAGACGCCAAUGUCAAGACGCCGACCGCCACCUUCCCUCUAGGGACUCCUCAGGCGCCUCGGAUCAUCACAGGCCCAACACCCGUCCUGCCUCCAUCCCUGCGCAACCCCGCCCCAGUCACCACGCCCACAAUUAUGCCCCUGAUUCGCCAGAUCCAGAGCUCCGCCCUUGUUCCAGGAGCCAGUCCACACCCGGCACUGAUGCAGCAGGGGCCUGAAUCUGGAAUCAUCUACACCCCCUAUGAGUACCCGUACACACUUACACCCUCCAUACUGGAAUACCCGAUCGACUCAACUGGAGUUUUAGGUAUGGCUUUUCCCACCAAAGGCUAAGCAACAGCAUCUAUCCCUAGCACACACAUGGACUGGCUUGCAAAGACACCCCCUUGUGCCUCUGCCCUACCCCCCCCCAACCAACCACACAAACACAAACACACAAACACACUUUUCCCUCAGAGCAAACAGUUUGCUUCCUCCUUAGGAUGACAGAUUUCCUCAGCAGUCAUUCUGUAGUCGAGUGUCCAUUCCUGUUCGUUUCCUCUUUGUAUUAGCAGACUAGCGUUGUGGUGUGACAGCGACUUUAACGUUUUGUUUUUUUAAUAAUUCAGCUUCUGCUUGUAAUUUUUAACACGUUAUAGUAAACCCAUAGAUAUUUUAGAAGAGCUGCUGUUUGCGACUUAACAUACGAUGAAGCUUAUUUUGAUCACAGAGCUAUAGAGUGACUUUGCUUACAGCUGAUGUUGAUGCUUAGUGAGAAAUUAGUGGUUUGAAUUAUUUUAGAGAGCAGAAGACCACAGAACAACAAUUCUGUCCUUUAGAAGUGGGGAGUUUUUUUGUUUCUUUGUUUGUUUCCGAACACCUUCCAGUCAUUUCUGGUGUCACUGAUGUUGGUACCAUGGGUGGACUGUGAUGUCUUUCUGAUGAGUAACCUUCUGUGUUCUGUUUUGGGAUUGUUAAUGGCUGUUAGCAGGUGCCAUGACCACUAAGGUACGACGCCACGACAAGAGAAUCCAUCCUUACCAAAGGGUAGUGACCACAGACAGAGGUUAGUUAGCUCACCAGCCACCGUAUGUGUGUGUGUGUGUGUGUAAAUGUGCGUUCUCCUGCGUGUGUGUGUGUGUGCAUGCAGACCCGGCGGACCAAUUUCAGUUUGUGUGUAACGCGGCAUUCCUAAACGAGAGAUAACUCAAUCGAGCAAAAUGUGAAGCAGGACUUGUUGCAGAGGAAUCAGAGAGGGAGAAGCGGGGAGGAACCACCGUGGGUAAAGAAUGUUUACCCUCUCGUUUUGAAUAGACGGGUCUGUUCAUGUGACCCCCGUCCCUCGUGACUUCUGGAGCCCUCCCUUGAAAACCAUAUGUCGCUGUUUAUCUCCUCAGUACUACUCCUUACCACAUAAAUACUGCAGGAAGUUGUAUUUACACUCAUGAGACAGGACGUUCCUUUUUAAAAUACUUCCUUAAAAUCUUUCUUAAGCCCACUUAUUUCAUGACACGAAAGCAAAGCGAUGAUUGUCUCUUUCUAAAGGUCAUUGAAUUGAUUCUGAUCUUUAGGUUUCACUACUAAAACACAGCGUGUGAUAACUACUGAAGUCUGUGUUACAAGCUCUUUUGUAUGAAUACUGUUGUUUGUGGUCUUAUCAGUCGCCCACUGGACUUUAUCAUUGGGGCUGUUUACAUAUUUCAUUUAUUUCCUAGCCAGAGUGGUGCUGUUACCAUGUAUUUAGCUGCAAAAAGACAUUUGUAUAUAGGGAAUUUAAGUGCUUAUAUAAAGCUUAUGGAAAAAGAUCGCUUGGAAAUAGUUUUUCUUUUUAGCUUUCAAAUUUUUAUUUUUGUUUUUAUGAUAUGCUUUUUAUAGAUAAAGUGUCUCCAUAUAAGAUUUAUUCAAAGUGUGUAGCCACGACUGUUUUAGCCACCCCCCCCAAAGGUGGCAAUGAAGGCAGUGUUUUUGCUCUGUGUAUUUAAGACGAGGCCACCCUCUCGAUUCACGGGCCUUGUGACUGUUAUAUGCAACAGAAUGGACUAGUUAGCUGCAAUAUAUGUGUGUGAGCGUUGGUGCUCUUGUUGUACACAAUGGAAAAAAAAAAGAACACUAAAAGGCAAUAAAGAUAAGUAUUGAAAAAAAAGUUC